Messenger RNA from Dryobates pubescens (Downy woodpecker), 4328 nucleotides. RefSeq names its product cytoglobin (gene CYGB). Gene Ontology annotation, biological process: oxygen transport. The coding region runs from base 198 to 737 and encodes 179 amino acids. The record is from RefSeq and is a predicted model, not a curated record. The transcript is spliced from 3 exons. Gene Ontology annotation, molecular function: heme binding; iron ion binding; oxygen binding. Lineage: Eukaryota; Metazoa; Chordata; Aves; Piciformes; Picidae.
GCUCUCUCUCUCUCUCACUCACACACACACACACACACACAGAGACAUCCACACGUCGGCAGAGCCGCCAGCACCCGCACGCCAAACACCUUGUCUCUCCUCCCAGGAUAUAUUAUCUCCCCCCCCGCCCCUAUCCCCACACAUCUCUCUCUUUUAUCUCCUCCUGGCUUCCCGCAGGAGCGUGCCGGCUGUUUUUCAUGGAGAAAGUCCAGGGAGAAAUGGAGAUUGAGAGAUGGGAAAGAAGUGAAGAGAUUUCAGAGGCGGAAAAAAAGGUGAUUCAAGAGACGUGGAGCAGAGUAUAUGCAAACUGCGAGGACGUUGGGGUCUCCAUACUCAUCAGGUUUUUUGUCAACUUCCCCUCGGCCAAGCAGUACUUCAGCCAGUUCAAGCACAUGGAGGACCCCCUGGAGAUGGAGAGGAGCUUGCAGCUGCGUAAGCACGCCCGGCGGGUCAUGGGUGCCAUUAACACCGUGGUGGAGAACAUCAACGACUCCGAGAAGGUCUCCUCUGUGCUGGCCUUGGUGGGCAAGGCCCAUGCCCUCAAGCACAAAGUGGAGCCCAUUUACUUCAAGAAACUCACCGGUGUCAUGCUGGAGGUGAUUGCUGAAGAAUACGCCAACGACUUCACCCCGGAGGCUCACGGAGCCUGGACCAAGAUGAGGACCCUCAUCUACACCCAUGUGACGGCGGCGUACAAGGAGGUGGGCUGGGCGCAGUACCCCUCCGCCACCCUGUGAGCGCCCAGCGGGGCCAGGCGAGGGGCAGGGAGGGCUCUGCUCACCCCAGGACUUCACUCUGGUCUCUUCUCAAGAUCUUCGCUCAGUCUGGGGAGCCCGGCAGGGCCAGCUCCGUAAGCUGCCAAGUCACAAUUAGAUCUCCACGGGGUUUCCAACCAAACUAAAUAAGCCAAACCAGUAGGACCGCGGAGGGUGUGGGUGGGUGGGGGUGAAGCGCUUGCGGGGGACGCUGGAAGGGGAUGCAGAACGUGAGGGGUAGAGCGUUGGUUGUUGGCUCCAUCUUACUGUCCUGGCCCUACCAUCACCACCACCACCCCCAAAUCCCGCAGCUCGCUUGCGCCGUCCCUAAGUCCCUUGCAGAAGCUCUGCCGGCAGCAGCGCCGGGCAGCCCUGCUCGCUGUCAAACCACACGACUCUUCUGUUCCAUGCUAAACCCCCGGGCCAACGCAGCUCCUUGCUUUUGGGGCAGCAUGCUCGUGGGGACGGCCAGCCGCCGGGCUGGCACCUUGCUUUGCACUUUGCUUUGCACUUUCUCCAUUCCCCUGGCAGGGUGGCAGGGCUGGUGGCUGCCACCAGAGUCAGCCUUGGCUGUCCAUUAGCCCGCACCGUGGGCUGGCAGCAGCCCUCACCGCUCCUGUCAGUCCCUCUCCUUGGCUGGCUGCUGCAAACCCUCCUGGUGCCGGAGGGAGCGAGGGGGUGGGAGAGACGUCCCCCAUAGCGUGAGAGAGUGGGAAAGGAGGCGGGGGGAGGGCUUUGGGCUGCCUUCCCUGGUGGCUCAGAGCAUGGUGUGUGGGUGGGAUCCCUGUGCCAGAGGCAGGAUGCUGUGAGCCCACUCGCUUCCCUUCAGCUCCGUGGGCAAGAGGGAUGUGCAUGAGGAUGGGCUCAGGUGGCACACAUUGUGCCGUUGCCCUGAGAGCUGGCAUGUGUCUGUCUGGCCAGCAGCCAGGGCAGUGUGGGGCUGGGGUGGCUCUGCCCUGGUCAGUGAGAAGGAAGUUUCAGGCUGUGAUCAGGAGGGGAAAGAUGAAGUGGACAUAGCAGUAGGGAUGCCUGGGUGUGAAGGAAGGUCCCUGCUGGCUUAAAAUGAGUAAGUUACUCCUUACAUAGAUCAUCUUCCUCUCUCUUGGUGAAACUGGGAUUCUUCAAACAAAGUGCCUGGUAGAAAUCAGCCCAUGCAGAAGCUAGGUUACUCCUUGGGACUGGCAGAGCUCCCACCUGUGCCUGGCAAAGGGAUCUCCCCCCAGAAUGAGAUGUGGCUGUAGGGUUCACAGCACUCAUCCUGCCUCCAACUCCUCCUGAAGCUGUGGGUGAGUCUGUUUGGUUCCUGCCUCAGUUUCCCCUUUGGUUCCAAAUGGGAGGAGGAGCAGCCCUGUGGCCUCCUGCACACGUGAGCCUGGAUUUAGAUGAUGAUGCUCUGGGGACUGAAUCCCAGAGGACUUGAGGUAAAGCACCAGAUGUGCAGGGCAGCUUUGGCACCCUUGUCACCCAGUAUUUCUCCAAAUGGCUGUUAUUUCUGGAGAUCCAGCCUUAAGGGCAGUGUUAGCCGUUGAAGUGGGAGGGGGGUUCCCUUCUGGCCUCAUUCCACCACUGCCCUGGAGAGCCAGCAGCUCCUCUAGUGAGCCCAGCUCCUCUCCUGGAUGUUGGCUUGACAGGCACUGAGCCCAUGGUCCUGGGCUGGGGUCUCCACAGCCACCUUGGGGACACCCCUCACCCUGCCACGGGGACACCACUGGAGGAGACAGCAGUAACUCCCCCUGGGGCUGACCUCCCUCCUCUGGAGCAGCCAGCCAGAAGCUCUUGCCUUGCUCACCUCCAUCCAGUUCAUCUGUGCUUUCAACCAUCCCCAGGGAACAGGGCAUUUUCCUGUUCCUGGUGUUUUGCUUCCAUGCCAGGGGGGUUCUUUGCCCCCCAGCCUUGGCCCUGCUUGGUAGGGGGGUGGCCAGCACUGGGUGCCCACUCCCAGAAAAGGUCUCAGUGGGGUUUUUCCCUCUCCUCCUCCUCCUGCUCAGAAUCUGUGGGAGCCCAUUAGGGGCAAACUCCCAGUCCUGCCCUUGGUAUUGCUCAUGCCAUGGUAUUGGCACAGCCCAGGUAGUGACCCCCAGGCCAGUGCUCAAAGCAGCAGGGGAGGUUGACCUGGGGGGAAAUGUCUUCUCCUGCUCCUCUGGGCUGGGUUAGAAGCAGCCAGCAGUUUGUACCAUUGCCUAGUGCCUUGGCUCUGGGCAAAAAGUGAUUUGGGGAGGUCUCCAAGCCUCUUGGCUGUGUUGUUCAGCUCUCCCUCAUCUUCCUGCAGAGCUUAGGACCAGGAGUAGUCCCAAAAUAGCCCCAGGAUUCCACUAAUGGCACUGCAGCUGCCUUGCAGUUCUUUCCUCCCUACUUCCCACCACAAGACAGGUGGAGAGGAGUGAUGGAGCCGGGAGCAGCGGCACGUCCUGGGCACACCCAGAUUGCUGGGAGGCAACAACUGCUCAGGCACAGCUGUCCUUGGCAGCGUGCAAGGUCACAGGCUCCAUGAAAGGAAGGGAUGGGCACAGGCUGACAAGUGAUGCUGGUGAGGUGUCAGAGUCAGCCCCCCUGAAACCCAGCCACCAGCCUGCACGUGUGAAGGUGCCAGCAGCUGGUGCCUCCAGCCCGCGACUCAGUGGCAGAGCAGCUGCUGACCCUUUGCACAGCUGGCAGAGGCAGCUGCUGGCCAGGGUCAGGGUUAGGAUGAGAAAAGGCCUGGCUGGUCAUUGACUUUGCCCCAGUGCAAGGCUGGGGAGGAACCACUCGGGGCACAACUGUUGGAUGUUUUGUGGUGUGCACGGUGGAGCUCUCCCCAAUCCCUGCCAGAGCCCUGCAUGCUUGUGCUGGGUUCCUGUGGUCCCCAUGCCCUGUGGAUGCUGGGCCAGGGUUGUUUCCCUCCAGGGAUGCUUCAUCUUCAGGCAAAAUUCACACAUUAACCUCUGAGGUUUAUGUUCUCCAGGUGGGAGUUUCAUCUGUUGCUACAAAUCCUUCCCCUCCCUUCCCCCAACCCAAAAUCAGGCUUGGUUGAGGUCAGCAGGGAAGUCAUUUUUGGGCUGGCUGGAAAGUCUCAUAGCCAACCCACCUUGAGUGCCUUGGCUUUGGGGGAGCAGCAGCAAGGUUCCCCCCCCUGCCCCUAACUCACCUUUGCACGGGGCUUGGGGUUUGGUUUCUUUUUCCUUCUCUUUGGUGUGUUUGUGUUGGGUUUUCCCCCCAUUUCCUGGGUUGUUUUGGUGGGUUUCUCUUGCACCUCCAGAAAAAGCUCACUCCCCUCCCCCAGCCUCCUGCACCCAGGCCUCCCUGUGCUGGGCUUGGCAAGUUUUCCAGCAAAAAGCAAAUCCAGAUGUGUGCAGCUGCUGUCCCUCGAGGAGCUUCCCCCCCACACACUUCCAUUUGCUGGCCAGUCAAAUAUAUGCAAGCAAAAAAAAACCACCCCACUAAUGAUAAAUCCCUGUUUAUUUUUACCAGCUCUGUAGGAUGGAAGCUGAAGCAGGGAGGGUGGCCAGGGCAGAGCUCGCAGGGGGAAGAGAAGGAGCUGAAGUGAACGCCCCCUCUCCCUUCGUGGCCUGCAGCACAACAGAAAGCCUUGCUGAA